This is a messenger RNA of Arabidopsis lyrata subsp. lyrata, 1128 nucleotides long. RefSeq names its product allene oxide cyclase 1, chloroplastic. Gene Ontology annotation, molecular function: allene-oxide cyclase activity. Lineage: Eukaryota; Viridiplantae; Streptophyta; Magnoliopsida; Brassicales; Brassicaceae. Bases 201 to 962 code for a protein of 253 amino acids. Gene Ontology annotation, biological process: jasmonic acid biosynthetic process. The record is from RefSeq and is a predicted model, not a curated record. The transcript is spliced from 2 exons.
GUGACCCAUUUCUGGGAUAUUUAGCUUUAUCACCAUUCACCAUUUAUCAUCAUCAAUCAUUCAUCCAAUAUCUAUAUAUAUACACAAACAUUUCGUAGAACUCAAAUCACUCACCACAUAAAACCAAAGUCCCAUCUCUUAAAAAAUCAUUUUAAAGUAUCUUCUCUCUAGUCUUUUUUUUUUUCUUUUUCUUUUGAGCAAUGUCUUCUUCUGCAAUGUCUCUCCAAUCUAUCUCCAUGACAACUCUCAACAAUAUCUCAUGUAAUCAACAAUUUCAUCGAAGCUCUCUUCUUGGUUUCUCUAAAUCCUUCCAAAAUCUUGGAGUCUCUUCUAUCGGUCCAGAUUCCUCCACUAGAUCAAGUUUCAAUCCCAAGAAGAAACUCACUCCUACUCGAGCUCUCACCCAGGACUUAGGAAAUACCGAAAACCCCAGACCAAGUAAAGUUCAAGAACUGAGCGUGUACGAAAUCAACGAUUUAGAUAGACACAGCCCAAAAAUUCUUAAAAACGCAUUCAGCUUAAUGUUCGGUCUCGGAGAUCUUGUCCCAUUCACCAACAAACUAUACACCGGCGAUCUCAAGAAACGCGUAGGCAUCACGGCAGGUCUCUGUGUCGUCAUCGAACACGUCCCGAAGAAAGGUGAAAGAUUCGAAGCUACUUAUAGCUUCUACUUCGGAGACUAUGGUCACUUGUCCGUUCAAGGACCGUACUUGACUUACGAGGACUCGUUCCUCGCUAUCACUGGUGGCGCUGGAAUCUUUGAAGGUGCGUACGGACAAGUUAAGCUUCAACAGAUUGUGUAUCCGACAAAACUGUUCUACACUUUUUUCCUUAAAGGAUUGGCUAAUGAUUUGCCGUUGGAGCUCACCGGAACGCCGGUACCUCCGUCUAAGGACGCGGAGCCAGCACCGGAAGCUAAGGCGCUUGAGCCUAGUGGAGUUGUAAGCAACUUUACAAAUUAGUGAAUAAAAUUAGUCUUAUCUUUCUCUUGUCCAGUAUAAUAACUUUUUUCAUAACGAAUUUUUUAUAUACUCUUAUUCUUGUAAUCGAAUAAUAUGUAUGUAUAGUCUGAAUGAAGUAUGUUUGAGUUGAAAAAUACUUCUAAUAGAAUCUUUAAUUUUGAGUUUA